Messenger RNA from Pochonia chlamydosporia 170, 1539 nucleotides. RefSeq names its product 6-phosphogluconate dehydrogenase, decarboxylating. Gene Ontology annotation, biological process: pentose-phosphate shunt; pentose-phosphate shunt, oxidative branch. Gene Ontology annotation, cellular component: cytosol. Lineage: Eukaryota; Fungi; Ascomycota; Sordariomycetes; Hypocreales; Clavicipitaceae. The coding region runs from base 1 to 1539 and encodes 512 amino acids. The record is from RefSeq and is a predicted model, not a curated record. The transcript has a single exon. Gene Ontology annotation, molecular function: phosphogluconate dehydrogenase (decarboxylating) activity; NADP binding.
AUGGGUGCUCAAUCGGACGCAGCAAUGAAAUGGAAGCGAAUUGGCAUUGUCGGGGCAGGGAAUAUGGGCUCUAUGAUGGGAUUUGCCUUUUCUGAACUCGGCCUCGACGUCUCUAUCUGGGAUGCUAAGAGUGCAAAUGUCAACAAUUUUAUGAAACAAGUGGAGCAGGCCAAAGGUCUAAAUGGACGUAUUUCAGGAUACCACGACAUUUCAGAUUUUGCAGAUAGCCUGCGACAGCGCGGCGGCCGAAGACUGUUUCUGUUUUCCAUUACGCAUGGGACACCAGCAGACGAAGUCUUAAAAUUGAUCAAGAAACACCUAAUGAAAGGUGACAUAAUUUUGGACGGCGGCAACGAGCACUAUCGAAACACCGAAAGGCGACAAAGAGCAUGUCAAGGCAUUGGCGUGGAUUGGAUCGGAAUGGGCGUUUCCGGGGGCUACCAGUCUGCUCGCCAUGGGCCAAGCAUGUCCGCUGGUGGAAAUAACAUCGCGUUGGAGGAAGUCAUGCCGCUGUUGGAGCUAUAUGCAGCUAAAGACCCCAAAUCUGGUGUACCUUGCGUUUCCAACAUUGGACCGGGUGGCUCAGGACACUUCGUGAAGAUGGUCCAUAACGGUAUCGAGGUUGGCAUGCUCUCUGUCAUCUGUGAAGCAUGGGGUUUCAUGCAUAGUGGAAUGGGACUUGAUUACGAGGAGAUCGGUGAAAUAUUCGAGGCGUGGAACACAGACGGUGAAUUACAUACCAACUACUUGGUCAAAAUUGCCUCGGACGUUUGCCGAACGAGAAAGGCCGUGAAUGGCAGCGAAGCGGAGGAUGGCUAUGUCCUCGAUGAUGUGCUCGACAAGGUCGUACAAGAUGACGAUUCGACAGAAGGAACACCCUCAUGGUCCAUUAUGGAGUCUGCCAUGAGGCAUGUAUCUUGUCCAACACUCGCAGCGGGAUUUUACUUUCGUGUGGCUUCCGGUAAUCGUGAGGAGCGACUACAAGUUGCCGAAAAGCUUUCCAUGCCUGACCCAAAGUCAUUUACAGAUAUCAAGGAUAAGAGUCAAAUGAUUGAAAGUCUUCACAGGGCUGUCUACUGUGCCUUCCUUGCGUCGUUUUGUCAAGGACUGGAGCUAAUUGCACGGGCGUCGAUUGACGAAGGUUGGGAUAUCAGCUUGUCUGAGUGCAUUCGAAUAUGGCGUGCAGGGUGCAUCAUUCAAUCAGAAUUCAUCGCCGACCUUCUGGAACCGUUUUUGCAAGAGAAUAAGUCAUUUACGAACGCAAAACUGAACAGCUGCGUUGGAAAGGAGUUACAACGAAACUUCACGGCGUUGAAGGAUACUGUUUUGCGAGGGCUCGCGGCAGACCAUUAUUUCCCGGCACUGUCUGCCACGCUUGAGUACAUCAAGUAUACCGGAGGCACAAUGCUUCCCACCAAGUUUAUGGAGGCGCAAAUGGAUUACUUUGGGGCUCAUGCUUACAAUAAGCCUGGCGUGCAGGGCGAAGAUCCCGGACUAGUAGCGAAAGGUCCUCAUCAUUUCGAGUGGAAUCCAGCUUAG